Clupea harengus (Atlantic herring) is the source of this 3199-nucleotide messenger RNA. It is a transcript of the gene atrip, whose product is annotated as ATR interacting protein. NCBI's taxonomy places the organism in Eukaryota, Metazoa, Chordata, Actinopteri, Clupeiformes, Clupeidae. The record is from RefSeq and is a predicted model, not a curated record. Gene Ontology annotation, biological process: DNA damage checkpoint signaling; DNA repair.
ACAUUAUUCAACCAAUGAAAAAGAGUGUAUCAGCACCAUGCAUUACAGCAGAGGACUUCGAUCAUAGCGCGUUCAUUCUGCCUUGUUUAUUGUAACAUCACCUUAUCGUGUAUGAAACUUUCAGACAGUACACGAAAGGCUGAGUUUCACUCAUACCUACACGAGUAACCUAUUAGCUUGCAAGCUAGCUGGCCACCAAAGUAAGUUAACGCAGCGAGGAGUUAUGGGCAUAGGACACGUUCGUUCUUUUGAACGUUAAGUUAGCUGUUUAGCUAUCGUAGUAAACCCUCAACAUAGUCUGUACUUUGGAGACUUGGGAGCCCUCGCGCAGAUGAAACCUAUGUAGCGUUAACUAGCCAGAGAAAAGUAGCUAAAUCAUAGCUAAGCCCGAUGUCAAGCAGUUUUAAUUCAGCGGCUCUAGUCUGGCAAAGGUUAUCAGAUACCCUCUUAAACUACCAGUAGUCACUGUCGCAGCUGCAUGAAGAAAAAGUGUUGGAGUACGACAAGAUAUACUUUAACGGUACUGAAUUGCCUAUUUUCUCGCAGUAACGUUAACUUAAUCCUAUGUUACUCAUGGAAUAUCCCCCAAGUAAACGACUGAAAGAGUACCACCACGAUGCUGUCCCGGAUCCAUUUUCGGACGAAGAAGAUUUUACUCAAGACGAUCUGAAUGAAAUAGAUGUUAUAGCAUCGCAGGCCAUCACCCGGAAUAUUCAGGGCACAGUUGCUAAAACUCCCGUAGAUCCUGUACGUUGUCCAGGAGGACACAGUAAACCAGAGGGCAGAAGAACAUUUGCUCUCUCAAACCAUCCCGGACCGAGCAGGGGUGUUGAAAUCGGCAACGUCAGGACCAGUCAUGGACGUAGCGUUACAUCUGGUAAUGGCCAGUCAGUUGAGAGGAAUGGAGAAAAAAGCUGCUACAGCAAAUUGGAAGCACAACAUGCUACCCUUUUGGAAAAGCUGAAGGAGGUAGAGGAGGAGAUCCUCAUGAAGAAUGGAGAGAUCCGUGUCUUAAGGGACUCCAUCAGGCUGGCCAAUCAGGAGAAGGAGCAGCAGAGACUGGCUCUGUAUCACCAGGAGAAGGAAAAGUCUCAAGCCCAGAGUGACAGAGAGAAGGAGCUCUCGAAGAAGAUCCAAUCCCUGCAGUCUGAGCUUCAUUUUAAAGAGGCAGAAAUGAACAAAAUGAAAAGCAAACUUCAACAUUCGGAGAGAGGAGGGAAACUCCCUGGAACACCCUCUGCCAAAAACAGCCCCAAGAUGACUUCCACAGUCACUUUGCAGCAGGACAGAGAGACUCAUGUUUCUCCAGGAGGCAGUCCAUUCAUCACCAAGGAGACCUUUACAGCGCAGUUGUCUGUCAGACCCUCCCCACUGAAGUCCUGUCCUGCAGAUGGUACCAAACAGACCAGAGAUGGUUUCGAAAAAGAAACACCUAUAAACACAUUCCCUGUCCAACAGCUCCAGCAAGGGUCAGUGUUGCUGAAUCUGUUGCUGCAACAUCCGUUGGACCCCAGCUCCCUGGGUCUGUGUCAUCUGCUGUGCAUCAGCCCCGACUCACUGUGCGGACUCCUCUCUCAGCACGGCUCUCUGAGAGGGUCCUUGUGCGGUUCCAGCACGUCCUCCUCCUCUGCCUGCUCUACGGACGCACGUCUUCUGUCCCGUCCUCAUGCUCAUUUCAACCAGCUACAGAGCCUGGCCAUGUCUGGCCUGAGUGCUUUGGCCUUGGGUUAUCCUACACACCCCAAGGUGCACACCAAGGGUCACUUGACUUCAGCCAAAAGUUGCCCAGGUGCAGUGCACCUUCUGCCAUUACUGGAGCACCACAUCAGCCUCUUUUGCCAGACAUUGGAGACUAUGGACAGCUCCGUGAAGAGUCCUCUACGUGGCAUUUCCCUGUCCAGCUCGUCUGUGAGCCCCCUGUCCUCCAACAUUGAGGAGACCCUACUCAGCCAAGAGGACAUCGCCCUGGCCUGCGUGAAAGCGGUUCGUCUCAUUGUGUCUCAGAGUGACGAGGCCGUUCAGACUCUGCUAUCCCAGCCAUCACAAGAGGUCACUCUUGAAAUGGAAGCAUUGGCGCAAUCAAACGCGGCACCGAGCAACCAGCAGCCAGGGACCUCCAAAGGAAGGGGAGCCUCAGAGAGGGAGAGAGAAGAGCGUAAACUCCCACAGCAUCCUCUGUUCAAGCGGUUGGUUCAGCUAGCAGAUCCGACCUACAGCUGUAGCACCACACAAAAGGAGGCGCUUGUGAUAGGCAGUCUGGCCACACUGAGUUUGCUUGCACAGCGAGCGGAUGAAGGGCAGCUCCGAAGGUUUGACAGUCUCAUGGCAAGUCAGUCCUUGUCACAGUGCCUAUCUUUGGACUCCACAUUCAACACCAUCUUUCUCUCUGUGAGACUUUUGACUAUCUUAGUCAGCAGUGAUGAUAUGGCAGAGAAGCUUUGUUCUCAUCUAUAUUCUUGUCCCUUUCUCAAAAUAUUCCAGCUUGUGAUUUCCAGACCAGAUAAGAGUACUACAGAGGAUCACUGGUUUAAACUGGAAAUUGAGAUGAUCCGGUUUUUGUCCAGGCUCUUCAUCCAGAAGGCCUCCCUGUGGACCACUUAUUUUGCGACAUCUUGUCAAUGCAACAGUGAGGUGGUGCGGACCCUGGUGGUUCUGCUGCACAGGCAGUGGCUGCGUAUGCACAGCGCCGAGUGGCGUCUGGGCCAGCAGGCGAACUGGACCGGGCCCGGUGUGACUCUUCUUAGGGAGGCCCUCAUGCUGCUCUACUGGCUGCUGCAGAACGACUCCAACUUCUCGGACCACUGUCUGGAUGUGAUGCACAUGUACGAGCAGAUGAUCCCAGCCAUCAGGGACACUUUCCGCAUGGUCCCCAACCUCACAGAGAGCGAAGAACUAGCACUGGAUGAAAUCUGUCGCUCUGUGGCUGAGAACGUUGAAGACAUGGAGGUUGACGCAGGCUUCUGAUGACCCAAUCUCUUCAUUUAGGGAUUGGUGUUGGACUAGAACAUGACCAAAUUGAAUUAUUUCUCCAGAAUGUCAUAAAUGUGUUAUGAACUUUUGAGGCUGUUUGUAUUUUCCUACUUAAGUGUGAUUGUGUAACUUUUUGUGUUACUGUAUGUCAACUAUAUGUAUGUUAACUUUAUGGUCAUGGUGUAACUCAUAGCUGGCAUAUGUAAUUAAAGGAAGACUUUAUCCAGAA